Molecule: messenger RNA, 547 nt
Organism: Candidula unifasciata
Lineage: Eukaryota; Metazoa; Mollusca; Gastropoda; Stylommatophora; Geomitridae
Source: the annotation of a GenBank genome assembly
UGAAGAAAAUGUUUGGAAGCUGUGUUCACUGGUUCAAGAGAACUGCCCCAGCUCAGAACUACUCAAAUGUUUCUGUGUGUUUAUAUCCAAUGACUGCAGGCAGAUACCACUAUGGCAUCAGAAAGCAAGCAAGAAUGCAGAAAGACUUGUGAUAUGGGACUACCAUGUGAUAUUCGUGUAUCAUGACGGUAAAAACACACUGGUUUACGACCUUGAUACAGAGCUCAGUUUUCCUUGCACAUUAAAAGAAUAUGCAGCAGCUUGUAUCGGAGAUGAGACGAUUCUGCGGGAUGAAUACAAAAGGCUGUUGAGAGUGAUCUCUGCCAGUGAAUUUCUGCACACAUUUGCAUCAGAUCGAUCACACAUGCUGGAUGACAGGAACCAGUGGUUAGCCCCACCUCCUGAGUAUCCCCCAAUAAAGUGUCCUAACACCAACAACAACAUCCAGGAAUUUAUAUCCAUGGACAAGACUAUUAGACAUGGUGAAGUUUUUAAUUUGCAAGAAUUUCUUCACAAGUUUAACAUUCAUUUGUGUGGUAUGAAAUAA